CGGGUAGAGGACCUCUUCGAGUACGAGGGCUGCAAAGUGGGCAGGGGCACCUACGGGCACGUCUACAAAGCCAAGCGGAAGGACGGGUGAGUGAGGAAUGGGUCCCCCCGGACCCCGCCGCAGGCUGGCCGCGCCUCCCCCUCUCCGCGCCUUCCUCCCGCCGGUCCCUCCCGGCCCGCGGCUCCCGCCGCCUGCUCCGGCCGCGCUGCCCGGCGUCCCCCCCCUCCUGUCCCCGGGCCUCUCUGCGAGCUCCCCCCUCGCCCGCCCGACCCCGGUUCGUGCCGCCCUCUCUCCAGCAUUGCCUUCCCUUCUCUUCCGAUGCCGCGGCUUCUGCUGCCGCCCAGUGAAACCCCGCGAUUUGCCGCCUGGACAAGUGCUUGGGUCGCCGGAGGUCGCGAAUUCUCAUUCCCUCGGCGUCGUGCACGAGUCUUGUUUUGGAAAGAUGAUAAAGAUUACGCUUUAAAGCAGAUAGAAGGUACUGGAAUUUCUAUGUCUGCAUGCAGAGAAAUAGCAUUGCUGCGAGAGCUCAAGCAUCCAAAUGUCAUUUCUCUGCAAAAGGUGUUUCUUUCUCAUGCUGACAGGAAGGUGUGGCUUCUGUUUGACUACGCCGAGCAUGACCUCUGGCAUAUAAUCAAGUUUCACAGGGCUUCUAAAGCAAACAAGAAACCAGUUCAGUUACCUCGGGGAAUGGUGAAGUCACUGUUAUAUCAGAUCCUAGAUGGUAUUCACUACCUGCAUGCUAACUGGGUGUUACACAGGGAUUUGAAACCUGCUAAUAUUUUAGUUAUGGGUGAAGGUCCUGAGCGAGGAAGAGUAAAAAUUGCUGACAUGGGCUUUGCCCGAUUAUUUAAUUCACCUCUGAAGCCUUUAGCAGACUUGGAUCCAGUAGUUGUAACGUUCUGGUAUCGAGCUCCAGAAUUGCUUCUUGGAGCAAGGCAUUAUACCAAAGCUAUUGAUAUUUGGGCCAUAGGGUGUAUAUUUGCAGAGCUGCUAACAUCAGAGCCAAUAUUCCAUUGUCGACAAGAAGAUAUCAAAACUAGUAAUCCUUAUCACCAUGACCAGCUGGACAGAAUAUUCAAUGUAAUGGGAUUUCCUGCAGAUAAAGAUUGGGAAGACAUAAAAAAGAUGCCUGAACAUUCAACUUUAAUGAAAGAUUUCAGGAGAAACACGUAUACCAACUGCAGCCUUAUCAAAUAUAUGGAAAAACAUAAAGUUAAACCAGAUAGUAAGGCGUUCCACUUGCUUCAGAAAUUGCUCACUAUGGAUCCAAUAAAGAGAAUUACCUCAGAACAGGCUAUGCAGGAUCCCUAUUUCUUAGAAGAUCCUCUUCCCACAUCCGAUGUUUUUGCAGGUUGUCAAAUCCCUUACCCAAAACGAGAAUUUUUAACAGAAGAAGAACCAGAUGAUAAAGGAGACAAAAAGAACCAGCAGCAGCAGCAGGGCAAUAACCAUACUAAUGGAACUGGUCAUCCAGGGAACCAAGACAACAGUCACACACAGGGACCCCCACUGAAAAAAGUGAGAGUUGUUCCUCCUACCACUACCUCAGGUGGACUUAUUAUGACCUCAGACUAUCAGCGUUCCAACCCCCAUGCUGCCUACCCCAACCCCGGACCAAGCACAUCGCAGCCACAGAGCAGCAUGGGGUAUUCAACUACCUCCCAGCAGCCGCCACAGUACUCGCAUCAGACACACCGGUACUGAGCUGCCUCCCCCUCACGUCAGUGCACUGUUGGUAAUGCUGCAGGCCCGGCCACGCAGCCGCCCGCCCUCCCGCCUGCCUGCCCGCAACCCGGCCCGGGCCACCAGAAUGUACUGUACAACCGCACCUCCAACCUGUCCCAUCGCCACGAGCCACCCCCUGCCUCGGAGCGCAGCGGCGGCUCCCGGAUCGUACCUGUUUUUGGGGUUAGACUUGAAAAGAAAAUGCUAGCACAGUUUGUGUUGUGGAUACGCUACUUCCAUAGUUUACUUGACAUGGUUCAGACUGACCGAUGCGUUUUUUUUCCCCGUGACAGUCUGUAGCAGUCGAAGCUGUGAAAUGUGCUAGGGGCAAGCAUUUUUGUUGUCGUAUGUGGUGAAUUCUCUCGAUGUAACAACUUUAUCUGACCAAUAGUACACGACAUCUUUGAACUGGUACUUGAAGCAUACAGUAUAUGUUACCAUGGCAAAACCCCCCCCCGUGACUCCGAUUUGAGACGAUUUUGAUAGACGUUUAUUUUUAGUGACUGUUGUGGGUUGGUUCAUUUUCCACCGAGUUCAAUGUUUUAUGGCCGACACGAUUGCUACGAUGAGAUUGUUGGUUUUUUUCAACACCAUGAAAAACGUUUGAUUUCUUGUUUUUUUCCCAGCAAUUACAAACGUCCCAAAGAUUAAUUUCCAACGUAAGUCUUUUGUUUUUCAACCUAUGACUUGACUGGUAUUAAAGCUGCUAUUUGAUAGUUAAAUGAGUAUGUGGUCAUUGAUAUAAACAUGUUUGGUUCAGCAAACAAACUAAAAUGGUUGUCACAGACAGUGGUUUGGUUUGUUUGGUUUAUUUUUUUUCCCCUCCUGGUGGUGUUAAUGAUUUGUGAGCAUGCUUUGGGAUUAAAGAAGCAUGAGCGACGUUUCCUUAAGAAUGGUGCAGCAUCCAUUCAGAUGUUGUGUCACGGUUUUUGAGAACCAGCUUGGUGUAGUGGAGUUUAAAUUCUGUUCAGUUGAUUUUUUUUCCUUCCCAAUGUUCGCACGUUGUUUAGGGGUGCCAUUCCUACAGCAGAGGAUCAAGGUGUUAGGAGAGCCUUAGAAUUUAUGAGGAGAAACUUAACAUACAAUGUACUGUAUCAAACUAUUUUACAUGAAUGACGCAAGUAUUCUGAAUAAAAAAAAAGGAAAAAAACUCAAGCAUUGUUAAAACAAGGUGUUAUGUAAUAAAUUUAUUUUUC
This is a messenger RNA of Colius striatus (speckled mousebird), 2921 nucleotides long. RefSeq names its product cyclin dependent kinase 8 (gene CDK8). Gene Ontology annotation, cellular component: nucleus; mediator complex. Gene Ontology annotation, molecular function: cyclin-dependent protein serine/threonine kinase activity; RNA polymerase II CTD heptapeptide repeat kinase activity; ATP binding. Gene Ontology annotation, biological process: protein phosphorylation. The coding region runs from base 319 to 1704 and encodes 461 amino acids. The record is from RefSeq and is a predicted model, not a curated record. NCBI's taxonomy places the organism in Eukaryota, Metazoa, Chordata, Aves, Coliiformes, Coliidae. The transcript has 13 exons.